Messenger RNA from Sciurus carolinensis (gray squirrel), 3230 nucleotides. RefSeq names its product growth arrest specific 1 (gene Gas1). The coding region runs from base 708 to 1745 and encodes 345 amino acids. NCBI's taxonomy places the organism in Eukaryota, Metazoa, Chordata, Mammalia, Rodentia, Sciuridae. The transcript has a single exon. The record is from RefSeq and is a predicted model, not a curated record. Gene Ontology annotation, cellular component: plasma membrane. Gene Ontology annotation, biological process: negative regulation of mitotic cell cycle.
CGGCUCAGCGGAUUCGCUCCCCAGGCUCCUGGUCACCCGAGAAGCCGCCAAGGGAAGCCCGGGAGCCGCUCUCCGGCCGCGCCGAGUUUCUUGUUCUCCCCGCGCCUCCUAGAAGGACCUUCCGGGAGCUCGGCUGGGGCCGGGGUCGCCGCGGACGGAGGGGGAGGGGACGCGGGCGGCCGGGCCGCGGGAAGGCGGGCAGCUCACGGACGCCGAGCCAGGAAGCGGCGCGAUGCGAGAGCCGGCGGCGACGCGGCGCUGAGCCCGAGAGGAAGGACCAGCCGCUGCCGCAGCGCGAGCAGCCGGCUCGGACGCCGCCGGUUGCACCACGUAUCUGCAGACGCCGAGCAAAAUGCACCCGCGGUACCGCGCGGUCCUGCAACCCUGCCGCGGGCCCGCGGCCCGCAGCCCCCCGGGGCGGCAGUGAGAGCCUCUCGCCACCGCUGGGGGCCGAGCAGAGUGCUAUCGGGUGGAGGAGCGGGACAAGAUCUCGGCGGCUAAACAUUUCCAGGAAGCCACCGCACGCGGAGCAAGAGCCCACCUUCUGCCACCCGCGGGGCAUCAGCCAACGGCGCGCAUGGAUUUAUGAAGACACUCAUGCAAGAAGUGGGCAGGACUUGGGCAAACUUUUCCACCGGCUCCGCGUCCACUGCUCCCAGCGCCUCGUCUCCUUUCCCCUCCUCGCCCGGAGGCCGCCGCUGCCCGCGAUGGUGGCCACGCUGUUGGGCGGCGGCGGCGGGGCCCGCGGGGGAACCGUGCCGGGCGCCUGGCUGUGCCUGAUGGCGCUACUGCAGCUGCUGGGCUCGGCGCCGCGGGGCUCGGGACUGGCGCACGGCCGCCGCCUCAUCUGCUGGCAGGCGCUGCUGCAGUGCCAGGGGGAGCCGGAGUGCAGCUACGCCUACAACCAGUACGCCGAGGCGUGCGCGCCGGUGUUGGCUCAGCGCAGCGGGGGCGACGCGCCGGGGGCCGCUGCGGCCGCCUUCCCGGCCUCGGCCGCCUCCUUCUCGUCUCGCUGGCGCUGCCCGAGCCACUGCAUCUCGGCCCUCAUUCAGCUCAACCACACGCGCCGCGGGCCCGCGCUGGAGGACUGUGAUUGCGCGCAGGACGAGAACUGCAAGUCCACCAAGCGCGCCAUUGAGCCGUGCCUGCCCCGGACGAGCAGCGGCGGCGCGGGCGGCCCGGGCGCGGGCGGGGUCAUGGGCUGCACCGAGGCCCGGCGGCGCUGCGACCGCGACAGCCGCUGUAACCUGGCGCUCAACCGCUACCUAACCUACUGCGGUAAGCUCUUCAACGGGCUGCGCUGCACGGAGGAGUGCCGCACCGUCAUCGAGGACAUGCUGGCCGUGCCCAAGGCGGCACUACUCAAUGACUGCGUGUGCGAUGGCCUGGAGCGGCCCAUCUGUGAGUCGGUCAAGGAGAACAUGGCCCGCCUGUGCUUCGGCUCAGAGCUGGGCAAUGGCCCCGGCAGCAGCGGCUCUGACGGGGGCCUGGACGAUUACUACGACGAGGACUACGACGACGAGCAGCGCCCGGGGGGUACUGGAGGCGAGCAACCACUGGACGACGACGACGGGGUCCCGCACCCGCCGCGCCCGGGCGGAGGCGCUGCUGCUGCUGGCGGCCGCGGGGACCUGCCGUACGGACCCGGGCGCAGAAGCGGCAGCGGCGGUGACCGCUCGGCGCCCCGAGGCGCCUGGACGCCGCUCGCCUCCAUCUUGCUGCUGCUGCUCGGGCGGUUCUUUUAGGCCUCGCGCCCCAGCAACUGGCUGCUGGAGGGCCCGCGCCCCGCUCCGGCGCUAGCUCUCCGGCUCGCCCCCGCUCCGGGGCACCGGUGGCUCCGGGACAGAAAGAAGAUGGUCGAGAAUACUUCCCCAAACUUUUUCCAAAUCGAUUCGGCCUUGCCAUUCUUCCCACCACUACUUUUGGCAUUUCACCCGUCCACUUUCCGGAGCAUGAUUUCUUGAACCUCCCCUCUCGCAUUCCAUUUAGGCUUCGGAAACAACCAGGUGGUCUUCCCUGCAGAAACCUAUCUGUUGAGGUCAGGAUACCCUGAAGGGAACGGGCGUGGGAGGAGAAAACUGGAGUCCUGUACUUGGAAGAGAGGGUGCUGACCCCGUGGAGGGCUUAACAAAGUUCCAGGGACCUGGAGGUGGUAAGGGAGGGCGGGUGGGAUUGAGGAAGGAAUUAUAUUUCCAAAGGGGCUAUUAGUGUUUUCCCGGUAAGGGGAAAAACCAGUGCCAGUAUCGACUGUUACUGCUUGUGGCCAGUGUGGACAUAGCAAUCGUAAGUAAAUAAUAGAAAAGUCCCACCUACCGAUUUAUUCGUUUACUAUUGGCAUCAGCACCCAGAAUUCUCAGUGACAUUGGGUUGGGAGGAGGGUGAUUGCCUUAGGGGAAACCCUUAAAUUAGUGUUAGAUAACUUUGAGCCCUUGACCUUAAUCUCAUUGCUACCACUCUGAUCUGUUAGCACAUUUCUUAGAAUUAAGCGUCCAAAAAUUCUGAUGUAUGGUAUUAAAGAAUGCAACUUUUUAUUUUAAAAAGCUCUGCACUGCCAUCUAUGAAGCCUCUUUAUGACGUUGGUUUUGUCGUCAUUUUUGUACUUUACAUCAAGAAAUUAAUUGUAUGUUCAAAUAUACAGAGACUAUAUAUUGCCUCUGCUCCUAUCAGGGCAUUAAACCCUGGUACAUCGUAUAUAAAGUGUAUUAAAACUGGGUUUGUUACCAGUUGCUGUAUUUUGUAUAUAGAAUUUUUAUAAAUUGUAUGCUUCAGAAAUAAUUUAUUUUUUAAAAGAAAUUAAAAGUUUUAAAUCCUCAUCCAUGUUACAUCUUCCCCCCCAGAAAUGUAUAGAAUCCAUUUGUCACUAGGGAUCCAAACCCACAGUCCAUUUUGAAGUAUGCUCUAUUUAGAACAGUCUUAAAAUGUACAGUGUAUUUUAUAGAUUUGAAGUAACAUUCUUAUUUUCAAGAGAAUUUAUGGACAUUGUAGAAAUGUACAAAUGCAUUUCCAAACUGCCUUAAACAUUGUAUUUUUAUAGACAUCAUUUUUUAAAGUCCUAUGUUUUAAUAACUAUGACUUUGUGUAUUUUUUGUUAUUUGUUUUAUUAAAAUGUGUGCAUCAGUAAAGAGUUUAAACAAUGAAAAUGUUGUAGUUACUUUUCAAAGUUACACUGUGGUUAACCCAAUAAUAGGUAUGGAGGUGUUUGGAGUGGGCACUGGGAAUCCAUCAACAAU